AUGUUCAAAAACUUGAGUUUGAUCUUUACCCACUUGAAGCGGGCAUUGAAUUUCUUGUUUCAGUAUCCUUUCUUUCAUGACUAUCCUUACUUCAAGCCAGAAAAUUCAGGCGACCAUGAAGAGCUAAGCACUUGCCAGUGCUACAAGUGGGAGCCAACAUCUGCAGAAGCCAUAGAAUGUGCAGUUUGUCUGAGCAAGAUUGAAGAAGGAGAAGAGAUUAGAGAAUCAAGAAGAUGUAAACAUAUGUUUCAUAGAGUUUGCUUAGACAGAUGGGUUUCUUAUGGGCGCAUGAGUUGCCCUCUUUGCAGGGACUCGCUUGCUCCUCGUAGAGCAAUCUUUGAUCAUGGAGUUGAAGUUUUAUUGUUCAAGUUUUCUUCUUUCACUUCUUCUGAUGAUCGUGAUACCUGGUGGCUCAGAUAG
Manihot esculenta (cassava) is the source of this 420-nucleotide messenger RNA. RefSeq names its product E3 ubiquitin-protein ligase ATL41. NCBI's taxonomy places the organism in Eukaryota, Viridiplantae, Streptophyta, Magnoliopsida, Malpighiales, Euphorbiaceae. The record is from RefSeq and is a predicted model, not a curated record. Bases 1 to 420 code for a protein of 139 amino acids. The transcript has a single exon.